Molecule: messenger RNA, 5596 nt
Organism: Oreochromis niloticus (Nile tilapia)
Lineage: Eukaryota; Metazoa; Chordata; Actinopteri; Cichliformes; Cichlidae
Exons: 8
Coding region: 1544-5596 (1350 amino acids)
Biological process (GO): DNA repair; telomere maintenance
Molecular function (GO): DNA helicase activity
Source: RefSeq, a predicted model, not a curated record
CUAAUGAGCUCUCUCUCACUGUGCCAAGGUUGAACCUAAAAAUGUCUGCUGCAUCUAAGUAGUUGUAGUAAGAUUAGCUUUUUCAAUAGGUACAAUAGUAGUUAGUAUAUGCCAACUAAGUAGAGCAUUGUGAUUGGCCUUUUAAAUUCAAGCUUAUUGUUUAGUGGUGGACUUGUCUUCUGUACACAGGUUUUUCAGAUCUGGGCAGUUGGAGUCAGUUGAUGACUUUAAAAUCAUCUUUUCUCACUGGAUAAUUAAAGCUCACAGCAUCUACCUGUCUCUAGUUGAUUUUCCCACAUUUUAACUAACGUUUAACUAAUCUAAUCUCAUUUAAUGUCUCUGUUUAUAGUCUAGUUUAUCUCCCCACUAACACACUUAAAGUAGUCUUAAAAUAAAACCCACAAAACAGUUCAAGAUGAAAUACUUUUUAUUUGCUCAUGUAAUGCCAGUUGCCCUAUUUUUCUGUAUGUCACUCAUUCGCUUAUACUCGGGCAAAAAGUACCAAUUUGUACACUGAUGAGUCUAGUGUAUUUUUUCCCUCUAUCUCUCUAUGUCUCACACACACAGACCAACACACAGACAUGUAUAUGCUCAUUAUUGCUGUUCAAACUGAUGGUCAAAUUUCCAAGCACCACCUGAACGCCUCAUCAGUUUUUAACCCAUCACUGGACCAACUGUCGUCAUUCCGCUUUGCUCUUUGCUGUGGAACUUGACUGACCCCUGUGCUUUGCCUGUGUGCAGAAGAAGAACAAGGACCAGAUCUCCAGUCUUCUCUCUCACAUCCCAACCCCCCAACCCCUCUAUCCUCUGUCCUACUCCACCUGUUGUCUCUGCCUUCUUUCCAUCUGUAUUUCACCCUGUGGUUUGUGAGAAAUUUUGCCAAACCAAGAAUCUUAUUGCGGUUUGAUUUCAAAGCCGUGUCUCUCCUGCUCUGCCUGUUCUCUCUGCUAAAUUUUCUCUCUACCUGUUUUUCACUCUUUGGCUUGCUGCUGAGAAAUGCACAAGCCAAUAAAGCAAUAAAGAGUGCAUAUUUUGCCUCAACCUAUGAACAAACUGAACAAACAAAGAAAACUCUACGGUUUGAUUUCCAAGCCGUGUCUUUCCUGCUCUGCCUGUUCUCUCUGCUAAAUUUUCUCUCUACCUGUUUUUCACUCUUGGCUUGCUGCUGAAAAAUGCCAAGCCAUUAAAGCAAUAAAGAGUGCAUAUAUUGCCUCUACCUGAGAACAAACUGAACAAACAAAGAAAACUCUAAUUCACGGUUUGAUUGUGAUUUCCCAGCCGUGUCUCUCCUGUUCUGUCUGUUCUCUCUUCUAAAUUUUCUCUCUACCUGUUUUUCAUUCUGGGCUUGCUUCUAAGUUGUGCCAAGCCAAUAAAGAGAGUGCAUAAUAUUCUCUCGACUGAAGAACAAACUGUGAAAAGAAGAGACAACUGUUUCAGAAAAAUAAAAACUGAAAUAUAAAAACAAAGACAACAUCUCCUGGUGUGUACCACUCUUAUUUUGUGAACAUAUUUUCUAAAGACUAAGAAACACAGGUGUGUGAAAAUGCCAAAGAAGCAGAAAAAGUCACAAGCUGCAAAACAACACUGGAAGAAGUUCCAUGAGUUUCACAGUGUACCAAUAUGUGAACAAGCUGAGUUUGAUUUUCCUCAGAGCUCUGCAGAAGACAGUGUGUCUACAAAGACCAAUGCUGACAGUGUCAAACAGGCGGGUCAACAUAUUCCUGCACAUGUACAACAGGUAUCCUAUGCUGAUGCUGUAAAGAGUGGACUGCAGCUUGAAUUUAAUGAACAACAUGAGGUGUCAAGUGCCCCACAGGUGGGUUAUGCUGAUUUUUUGAAAAGAGGCUGUCACAGUGAUGUGGCAGGACCAUCUCAUGCAGAAAGAGUGAACCUUGAAAACCAGCCCUCUGUUACAUAUGUCUGUGCAUCUCACAGCCAGGCUCAUCCUAAAUAUGGAGACUCCAGAAACAAGCAGUGCACAUGUAACUCACUCACAUUUCUUGCAUUCCUUCAUGAGAAUGAAAACAUGACUACAGCUGACCUUAAUCUGGUCUUGGAUAAAGGUGAUGUGAUGUACAAAGAGGCCAAGAAAAGAUUUCCUAAAAAUAUUCAUUUGGCAACCGAUGAGCUGCCAGAUAAAGUUGAUGCUCGCAGGUCUAUAUAUUAUGUCGAUAUGACACAGCCUUCCCGGUAUGGAACAUUUGACGAACCUUCAGAAGAAGCAGUAGAUACCUUUCUCAGCUUAGAAGCAGGACUGAGCUGCCUGUUAUCAGAUGUGCAGUAUGCCUUACUGAUUAUGAGUGGAUUGUGUAUCGCAGUGUUCAGAUCCACAUCAGGCAAAUAUGGUUUCUUUGAUCCACACUCCAGAACACCCAGUGGUCUUCCUCUACCACUACUGCCACGUAAUCAUGGUACAGCAGUGAUGCUGAAAUUCACACUCCUCAGUGACAUGAUUAAGAGGAUCCAAGAUUCUUAUGAAAUGAUGGAGAUAUCACCUUCUUGUAACUAUGAGCUGAAGCCUGUGCAGUUUUACAGUAUGAGCACAGUCAACCUGAGUGAUACUAUCACAGACACAGUCUGCAGACCAACAGCUGCCACUGCUGUGGCAUCUACUCACUCUGACACAACUGUUCAUGAAGCAAACCCCUCUACUCCAAGGAGAAACACAACCACUGAUCUUACUGAGGUCUCUCCAAUGUCUGUUUGUACACCACUGGUGAAACAACAAGAAGUCUACAUGACUGAGUUCACAUCACAUGAAGCUCAUGAGAAUGAAUUUACUAAUAUACCAACUGAAGACCAAUCCAGUCAAUUUAAUUUCCUUUUAUCAAAUGAUGCUUUUUCAUGUCAAUCAAAUGCUGCAAUAAAAAAUGGUGCUGCCUGUGAUCUUUCUGAUACAGUUUUACAAAAAAUCUGUAACAUGACAAAAGUUACUAAACACCAAAGGCGCAAAAUGAAAAGAAGAUUAAUGACAUCAGACAAACCAAGAAAUCAGAGAAAAGAAAACCAAAAAAGGAAAGAACGACAGAAGUAUGCUUCAAACAAAGAUUACCAAGAAAAGAAAAAAUCUUGCACAAGCAAGGCAUAUAAAAACAACCCUGAAGUUAAACGGAAACAACAACAGUAUAUGAAAAGACGUUACUGUGAGAAUGAUGAAUUCAGGCAGAAAAAACAACAAUAUAUUAAAAGACGUUAUUAUGACAAUGCUGAAUUUAGACACAAACAAAAAGAAUAUAUUAAGAGACAUUUUUCUGAAAAUGCUACAGUUAGACAGAAACAACAACAAUAUGUUAAAAGACGUUAUAAUGAAAAUGCUGAAUUUAGACAAAAACAAAAAAACUACAUCACUAAAAGGUAUCGAGAAAGCCCAGAAUUCAGAGAGAGACAGAGAUCUCGAGUUACUCAGCGUUAUGCACGUGACAAUGCAUUCAGACGAAGACACAAACAACUGAUGAAACAACUAAUGCGAGACAGGUAUCAAAGUAAUCUUGCAUUCAGGAUUAUGCACAACAUGAGAUGUGCCAUGAAAAUAAAAAGGAAAUACAGAUGGGUGAACAGACAAACCCAUGAGAGUGACAACAGUGUGAUCAAUGAGGCCAUAUCUAUGUUCAAAUCACAAAUCAAAGUUGGACCAUCAUACCCAUGUACUGUAUGUUUCAAGGCUUCAUUUCCAAACCAAGUGCGACCCUGUACAAGGUCAAAAUAUGUGAAAAACCCACAUGUGGUUGCAACAUGUUUGACAGGAAGGUUUGUUCAUCUUUGUGAUGAAAACUGCAGAAAUGAGCAGUGCAAUGUGCCUGAUGAGAGAAAGAGAGAGUGGAUUUGUCACACCUGCCACAAUCAUCUUAAAAAUGGAUCCAUGCCAGCACUUGCUGCUGCCAAUAAACUGGAGCUUGCUGAUAUUCCACCUGAACUGUCUGAUCUCAACAUACUGGAGAGACAUCUCAUAGCCAAAUGCAUACCAUUUGCAAAGAUCAUUCCUCUUCCCAAAGGCAGACAGAGAGCAAUUAGAGGAAAUGUGGUCUGUGUCUCAUCAGAGGUACAGGAAACUGUUGAAGCACUACCUCGAUUGAGAAUUAAUUCUCAGGUCAUGAGAGUAAAACUGAAGAGACGCUUGUCUUACAAAGGUCAUCAGCUGUUUCAGACUGUAAGCUGGUCUAAACUUGUGCAAGCACUGCAUAAACUCAAGCAGAUUCAUCCACAGUAUAAGGAUGUGAGCAUCAGAGAUGAUGCUGAGCUGUGUGAUCCAACACUUCCUGAUGAAGAUGAGGAUGAUGAUGAAAAAAUGAAUGAGGACGAUUAUGAUGAGGCUGAUUUAAUGGAAAUUGACAGCUUUCUGGACAACACAACACCUGAGUCUUCCAAUGUUUGGAUGACAUCUUUGAAUGACAAAUACAAAGCCAGACCUGAAACACCAGAGUAUGAGGAGAUGUGCAUGGCAGACUUUGCUGCUACUUGCAGGAUUGUCUAUGGCCAACAGACAAAAGACCACGAACUGAAAACGCCAUCUUUGCCAACCUAUCAGGCUUUCUAUGGUGCUGGCUGUGUACAGCUACCAGGUACUGACCGUCUUGAAUACGUGCAACACAUUGUCAAAAGAAACAGAGAGAAAUAUGAGAAAAACAGUGAGGAGAUCGAGAGCGCUGUUGAGGAAUAUGAGCAGAACAGAGAUGCAAGACUCAAACAGAUCAAAGGGAGUCGGAGACCCUUUGGAGGCAUGUCAGUCAUUGCUGUUGGAGACUUCUAUCAGCUACCCCCAGUGCGACAGUCUAAACCUCUCUGUGUGCACGACCCGUCCGAGAUCGACCUGUGGCGGGAGCAUUUUCAGAUGAUCACUCUGACUGAGAUUAUGCGUCAGAAAGAUGAUGUUGUCUUUGCUGAGAUGCUGAACAGAAUUCGUGUGAAAGGAAAGUUGGAUGAGCUUUGCGAAGCAGAUAGAAAUUUGUUGUCACAGGCCAUAACUGAACCAGCCCUUUGUCCGACUGAUGCGUUGCACAUUUUUGCAACUAAUAAAGAAGUGGAUGCACACAACUCUGCAACGCUGGCUCUGCUCAAUACUCAUAUCAUUGACAUCCAUGCAGAUGAUUAUAGAAAAGAUCCUAGAACUGGCAGAAUGGCACUUCAAGACAGACCAUUCAAAGGAGGUAAAAAUGAGUUACCAGACACACUGAAAGUUGCAGAAGGAGCUCGUGUCAUGCUCACCAGAAACACUGACAUACAAAAUGGUUUGGUUAAUGGAGCUUUUGGAAAAUUACUUCGAGUAAUUUACUCUGAAAAUGACCAACACAUCAUCAAGCUUGGACUUAAAAUGGAUAAUGAGACAUCUGGAAAGAAUAACCGCACACCAGCAGACGACAUGGUGUACAUUGAGAGAGCAGAGGAGAAUCUAAAGCAGAAAGGAGUGAGCAUUUUUGAGCCCGGCAUGGCCUACGUAGCUCUCAGUAGAGUGACGUCUCUCAGUGGACUGUAUCUUCUUGAUAUGGAGGGGAAAAAAAUAUUCACUAACCCAGAAAUCACUGCAGCACUUGAGAACAUGAGACAAGCCAACCUUGAUGACAUGAUGCCUCUUCUACACAUCUUUGACUACAGUAAGUAA